Ectocarpus sp. CCAP 1310/34 is the source of this 735-nucleotide messenger RNA. Lineage: Eukaryota; Phaeophyceae; Ectocarpales; Ectocarpaceae. The record is from the annotation of a GenBank genome assembly.
AUGUUUGCCCACCUGGACGGAUGUGUGAUUGAGCUCGAAGAAAUCUACAAACAUCGCGACAUGCGAGGACUGUACCAACACCUCAAGAGAUCAGUGGGCCUCAGCGGGAGACAAGCGGGGGGACAGCAGGACGACAUCCUCCAGCGGUGGGCGAGAUUCUUCAGCACCUUACUCAACACCAAAUCCCCCACCCUAAACCCAGACAUCAUCGAACGAGUGACGCAGCGGCCAGCGACACGUGACACUCAACGGUUGGGAGAUGUGCCAGAACCCGAGGAGGUGGCACGGGCAACGAAAGGCCUCAAGAAUUGGAAGGCACCCGGCCAUGACUCCCUCCCUGCCGAGUUGCUCAAGAUCGAUGACGACGAACCCUUCGUCCUGGGACACCUCCAUCCCAUCCUCGUCAAGGUGUGGAACGGAGGAGAUAUUCCGCGAGAGUGGAAGGAUGCAACCAUCAAGGUGCUGUACAAGAAGGGUGACCGGUCCAACUGUAACAACUUUAAGGGGAUUUCGCUACUAUCUUACGUAGACAAGGUCCCCAUCAAGAUCAUCACCAACCGUCUAAGCGCCUUCUGCGAAGCCAACAACAUCCUCCCGGAGGAAGAGUGCAGAUUUCGACCCGGGCGAUCCACGGUCGACAUGCUGUUCGUCGUGCGCCACCUCCAUCCAGGAGCUGGGGCGGAGAAAGAAAAUACCGCUCUACAUGUGCUUCGUCGACUUGAACAAGGCGUAUGA